This is a messenger RNA of Chrysoperla carnea, 639 nucleotides long. RefSeq names its product gastrula zinc finger protein XlCGF71.1-like. The record is from RefSeq and is a predicted model, not a curated record. Gene Ontology annotation, molecular function: DNA-binding transcription factor activity, RNA polymerase II-specific; RNA polymerase II cis-regulatory region sequence-specific DNA binding. Gene Ontology annotation, biological process: regulation of transcription by RNA polymerase II; central nervous system development. Gene Ontology annotation, cellular component: nucleus. The transcript is spliced from 2 exons. The annotation marks the transcript as partial. Lineage: Eukaryota; Metazoa; Arthropoda; Insecta; Neuroptera; Chrysopidae.
AUGGAGGGUGGAGAUAAGGAGGACCAUCUUAUUAGGCAUAAACGAAUUCAUAAUGGAGAAAAUCUGUUUUCUUGUGAAGUUUGUGAUAAAUCAUUUACUAAUCGAAGUAGUUUUGAAACUCAUAAAUUGAGUCAUAGUGGUGAAAAACGUUUUUCAUGUGCAUUUUGUGAAAAAGGUUUUAUUCUAAAACAUGAUUUAAUUCGACAUGAACGGACUCAUACUGGAGAAAAACCAUUUUCUUGUGAAGUUUGUAAUAAAUCAUUUUCAAAUCGAAGCAGUUUAGAAGCACAUAAAUUCACUCAUAGUGAUGAAAAACCAUUUUCAUGUGACGUGUGUGAUAAAACUUUUAUUACGCGAAGCCAUUUAAAUCAACAUAAAUUAGUGCAUAGUGGAGAAAAUAGUUUUUCAUGUAAAGUUUGUGAUAAAUUAUUUACGCAUCGAAGCAGUUUUGUAGCACAUAAAUGGACUCAUACGAAAGAAAAACCUUAUCCAUGUGCAAUUUGUGAUAAAGGUUUUAUUCUAAAACAUGAUUUAAUUCGACAUGCACGAAUUCAUACUGGAGAAAAACCAUUUUCUUGUGAAAUUUGUAAUAAAUCAUUUACACAGCGAACUCAUUUAGAAGCACAUAAACGAACUCAU